Molecule: messenger RNA, 2247 nt
Organism: Tachyglossus aculeatus (Australian echidna)
Lineage: Eukaryota; Metazoa; Chordata; Mammalia; Monotremata; Tachyglossidae
Gene: LRRC1
Product: leucine rich repeat containing 1
Exons: 14
Coding region: 1-1575 (524 amino acids)
Biological process (GO): neurotransmitter receptor transport postsynaptic membrane to endosome; neurotransmitter receptor transport, endosome to postsynaptic membrane
Cellular component (GO): postsynaptic density; postsynaptic membrane; adherens junction
Molecular function (GO): protein binding
Source: RefSeq, a predicted model, not a curated record
AUGUUUCACUGCAUCCCCCUUUGGCGGUGCAACCGUCAUGUGGAGGCGAUCGAUAAGCGCCACUGCUCCCUGCUCGCCGUGCCCGAGGAGAUCUACCGCUACAGCCGCAGCCUGGAGGAGCUGCUCCUGGACGCCAACCAGCUGCGAGAGCUGCCCAAGCCAUUUUUCCAACUAGUAAAAUUACGGAAACUUGGACUUAGCGAUAAUGAAAUUCAGCGACUUCCUCCUGAAAUAGCAAACUUCAUGCAGUUGGUGGAGCUCGACAUAUCCAGAAAUGAUAUUCCUGAAAUUCCGGAAAGCAUCUCAUUCUGCAAAGCACUACAGAUAGCUGACUUCAGCGGAAAUCCCCUGACCAGGUUGCCAGAAAGCUUUCCUGAAUUACAAAACCUAACUUGUCUCUCUGUCAAUGACAUCUCCCUGCAGUCCCUACCUGAAAACAUUGGCAACCUCUAUAACCUGGCUUCCCUGGAACUGCGAGAGAACCUGCUUACAUACUUGCCAGAAUCACUCACCCAGCUUCAGAGAUUAGAGGAACUUGAUUUAGGAAACAAUGAGAUCUAUCAUUUGCCAGAAACUAUUGGAGCACUUCUACAUCUUAAGGAUCUCUGGUUGGAUGGAAAUCAGCUGGCUGAAUUACCUCAGGAAAUAGGAAACCUGAAAAGUCUGUUAUGCUUAGAUGUCUCUGAAAAUAAGUUGGAGAGGCUGCCUGAAGAGAUAAGUGGCUUAACAUCAUUAACGGAUUUAGUCAUUUCUCAGAAUUUACUGGAGAUCAUACCUGAUGGCAUAGGAAGGUUAAAGAAGCUGUCUAUCUUAAAAGUUGAUCAAAAUAGGCUAAUCAAGUUGACAGAAGCCGUUGGAGAAUGUGAAAACCUUACUGAACUAGUUCUUACAGAAAACCAACUUCUGACAUUACCGAAGAGCAUUGGGAAGCUGAAGAAGCUGAGCAACUUGAAUGCAGACAGAAACAAAUUACAACAUUUACCAAAAGAGAUUGGAGGGUGUUGCAGCCUCACAGUUUUCUGUGUGCGGGACAACAAACUAACUCGGAUACCCACAGAGGUGUCCCAAGCAACAGAACUUCAUGUCCUGGAUGUAGCUGGUAACAGGUUGCAACACCUGCCCUUAUCAAUGACUAACUUGAAGUUGAAAGCUUUGUGGUUGUCUGACAACCAAUCUCAGCCUUUGCUUACGUUCCAGACAGAUACUGACUAUGCAACGGGAGAAAAGAUCUUAACAUGUGUUUUACUUCCUCAGCGGCCUUCUGAACCUAGCUGCCAAGAAAAUCUUCCCCGCUGUGGAGCCUUUGAGAGCCUAGUAAAUGAAAUGUCGGAUGAAACCUGGAAUGAGCGAGCAGUGAACAGAGUCAGCGCCAUCCGAUUCUUAGAAGAUGAGAAAGAUGAAGAGGAAAACGAAACGAGAACACUUCUCAGACGAGCCACACCACACCCAGGCGAGCUAAAGAACAUGAAGAAGACGGUGGAAAACCUGCGGAACGACAUGAAUGCUGCUAAAGGACUGGACUCCAACAAAAACGAGGUCAAUAAUGCCGUUGACAGAGUGACCACUUCUGUGUAGACUCACCUCCGGGCUUUACCUCCUGUGUCUCUCCCUGCUGUUGAAGUGUUCCUGUCGUAUCCUGGGGACCCUAAUCCAGUUCUUUGUUGUAACCAGAACCCGAUCUGUCAUCUCCUUUGUACCCCACGUCGUCGGAAGGUGCCACUCCCACGAAGGAAGUGCCUUACUGUAACCGGUUACUGAACCAAUAAGCGCCACAUAUUAUAACCUUAUGGAUUUUAGUUGUUUUUAAUAAGUAGGAUACACUACUGUAUACAUUUGACUUUUCUUUGGGGGGUCUUACGUGGGGGAAAAUAUCUUUCCCUCCUCCACUCCUAAGGUGCUGGGGUGUUUUAGACCCAGUUCGCUGUGGACCUACUGUCAAGAGAUCUAGUUUUAUGUGAAAAAUUGAGACUUUUUUAAACCUUUUUUGGCAGCUCAGAUGGUGUAAAUUUUUAAAUUUUGUAUAGGCUUUUCAUAACAGAAUAAUGUACUUUCUUUUUUUUUAAACCUUGAAAACGGUACAUAUUUUAGUAUUUGUGGAAGAGCCCACUUCCCAGCUAGUCCUAAAGUAUUCAUUGUAUCUGUAUCACCUUCCUGUGCCUUAAUGUGUCCUGUUGUACAUCAAGCUGGUCUUAAAGAUCAACCGCCGAGCAGUGAGAUGAGUUUGGAAAUGCAAUUUGUUUUUAGCUA